Molecule: messenger RNA, 462 nt
Organism: Botrytis byssoidea
Lineage: Eukaryota; Fungi; Ascomycota; Leotiomycetes; Helotiales; Sclerotiniaceae
Exons: 4
Coding region: 1-462 (153 amino acids)
Biological process (GO): translation; ribosomal small subunit assembly
Cellular component (GO): ribosome; cytosolic small ribosomal subunit
Molecular function (GO): RNA binding; structural constituent of ribosome
Source: RefSeq, a predicted model, not a curated record
AUGGCCGACGAAGAAUAUGAUGCCCAAAAGGCUGCCGAGAUCAAGGCAAAGAGAGCAUUCCGCAAGUUUUCCUACCGUGGAAUCGACCUCGACCAACUCCUCGACCUUUCCUCCGACCAACUCCGCGAUGUCGUCCACGCUCGUGCUCGCCGUAGGUUCAACCGUGGUUUGAAGCGCAAGCCUAUGGGUCUCAUCAAGAAGCUCCGCAAGGCCAAGCAAGAGGCUCAGCCAAACGAGAAGCCUGAUUUGGUCAAGACUCACUUGAGAGACAUGAUUGUCGUCCCAGAGAUGAUUGGUAGCGUUAUCGGUAUCUACUCCGGAAAGGAGUUCAACCAAGUCGAAAUCAAGCCUGAGAUGGUUGGUCACUACUUGGCCGAAUUCUCUAUCUCUUACCGCCCAGUCAAGCACGGAAGACCCGGUAUCGGUGCCACCCACUCUUCCCGUUUCAUUCCUCUUAAGUAA